Messenger RNA from Phalaenopsis equestris, 3662 nucleotides. Its product is annotated as E3 ubiquitin ligase PARAQUAT TOLERANCE 3-like. Gene Ontology annotation, cellular component: nucleus. Gene Ontology annotation, molecular function: ubiquitin protein ligase activity; zinc ion binding. Bases 967 to 3453 code for a protein of 828 amino acids. Gene Ontology annotation, biological process: mRNA processing; ubiquitin-dependent protein catabolic process; protein ubiquitination. The transcript has 16 exons. The record is from RefSeq and is a predicted model, not a curated record. NCBI's taxonomy places the organism in Eukaryota, Viridiplantae, Streptophyta, Magnoliopsida, Asparagales, Orchidaceae.
CGUCCUCGCAAACCUCUCCUAUCUGGCUUUCUCCAUCGCCUGGUUUCUCCCGAAACCAUAGCCUACCUUACCCUUCCCGCUCCUCCCGUGCUCGAAACCCCCGCGGCACAGUCGCGAUUAGAGAUAGCCGGGAAGGGAACAUCGGAAUCGAGGCGUACGAAGAUAUCUAAAAUUCCCGUAUGUCUCCGCUUUCCAAUCCGCUCUUAGCCGACAAACCCUAGUAUUUCUCUUCCUUCAUCUCAGCAACCUUUGCGUGCUUUUAAACUACCAUAAAUCCCGUAAAUAUAUAGCUUCCAACGGGAUCUACCAGACCAGGGAUUUAAUACGAAACGAAUGAUUUCGUCGAUUCGAUGCUUCCGGUCUUCUUCCGACGCGUUACCUGCUGAUCGAUCGGCUUGAGGAUAUUGUUUGUGGGACUAUUGAGUUGUCGGAUGCGAUGGCGUUUUGAAGGACCCUGUGCCGUGCCCUAGAUCAUGCGAUCGAUUGAAUCGGUGCACGAGGGUUUCAGAUCGUGGAGCUGCCGUUUGUUUUGACUCUGCGAGAGUUUCCAAUCUGCUGUACCGGGGAGAUCAACUUUUGAUCCUGGAGUUUUGUGACCCUUUCCAGGCGUUUGCUGUUGUUCUCUACCUGGAAGUUGUCCUGAUCUGUGGAUUUUGUAGCUGGCUGCUGGAUUUCUGUUUUCUGUUCGGUUGUUCUGGAUAAAAGGAUUGCUUGAGGAGCUACUUACUUCCUUAAGUUUUUUGGCUGCUAUAUUUGAAGAAGAGUUUGUGCCCUGCAGCGAAAGAAUAGAAAAAAGAUCAUAUUAUUUUGUAUUGGAAUUUUUGUUUUUGUUGUUCUUGCCUAAUAUUGGGCCUUUUUAUAAUUUUGAUGGCCUUUUAUUUGCUUUGCAAAUCAUUUUGAGGCAAUUUUGUCCUGUUUGGUAGACCAAUUUGCUCUUAGAUAAGGGGAAAACUCAUUGAAAAGAAUAUGGCUGUGUACUACAAGUUUAAAAGUGCAAAAGAUUAUGAUUCUAUCUCCAUAGAGGGACAAUUCAUAUCUGUUUCAAAUCUGAAAGAAAGAAUUUUUGAAUCCAAGCAUUUGGGAAGGGGUACUGAUUUCGAUCUGAUGGUUUCAAAUGCUCAGACUGAUGAAGAAUAUGUAGACGAAGCUGCGAUGAUUCCUAAAAAUACAUCGGUACUGAUACGCCGAGUACCAGGGCGCCCUCGUAUACCUAUUGUUACCGAGAGAGACGAGCCCACAAUUGUAGAGGAUAAAAUAGAACAUACUCUACCCUCUAAUAGCUUGAUGCUUGGCGAUUCAUCUACAGUGAAAUAUCCUGAUGAAUCUGAAUGGGAUGAAUUUGGAAAUGACUUGUACAGUGUUCCUGAUGUCCAUCCUCCUCAGUCAAGUGCUGCACUUUUCGAUGUUUCUCCUGUGAAUAAAGUUGAUGAAGAGAGCAAGAUUAAAGCUUUAGUUGAUACACCUGCACUUGAUUGGAAUCGCCAAGGACAUGAUUCAUAUGGUGCUGGCAGAGGAUUUGGUAGGGGAAUGGGUGGAAGGAUGAUGGCCGGCCGUGGCUUUGGACGAGGUAUAUUGGAGAAGAAGACGCCUCCUACUGGUUACAUCUGCCAUAGGUGCAAAGUUCCCGGUCAUUUUAUCCAGCAUUGCCCCACAAAUGGUGACCCGAAUUAUGAUAUCAAAAGGGUGAAGCCACCUACCGGGAUUCCAAGAUCCAUGUUAAUGGCAACUCCAGAUGGAUCUUAUGCACUGCCAAGUGGCGCUGUUGCUGUCUUGAAGCCAAACGAAGCUGCAUUCGAGAAAGAGAUUGAGGGAUUACCUUCCACCCGAUCUAUUAGUGAUCUUCCGCCUGAAUUGCGUUGUCCAUUGUGUAAAGAAGUAAUGAAGGAUGCUGUAUUAACCAGCAAAUGUUGUUUCAAGAGUUUCUGUGACAAGUGUAUCCGCGACUACAUCAUAACCAACUCAAAGUGUGUCUGUGGGGCAACUAAUAUAUUAGCUGAUGACCUCCUUCCCAAUAAAACGCUUAGAGAGACUAUCAGCCGUAUAUUGGAGACAACCACAAGUAGUACAGAGAAUGCUGGAAGCUUGGUACAGGUGCAAGAUAUGGAAUCUGCUCGCCAUGUACAACCCAGAGUUCCAUCUCCGACUCUUUCUGCUACCACUAAGGAUGAACCCAGGCAGCCUCCUCUAUUAGACCAAACCGCUUAUAGCAAGGAAGUUGAGGGUGCCAGUGAGUUGAAGGCUGAUAAUGUUGCUCCAAAUAUUGUAGAUAAGAAGUCAGAGAAAACAAUGGAUCAAGCUGAAGCUACACCUGAUUCGACAAAUGCAAAAGAAAUAGCAUAUACAGAAGCUAUUCCUAUUCCAGAAGAGGCUCAAGAAAAGGUGCUUCUCGGUGAUCAAGGAAAGAAGAAGAAGAAGAAGAAAACUCGAAUUGCCACUAUGGGUGGUGACAUGCAAUGGAGGGGCUUUCAAGAUUUUGGGAUGGAGAACUUCACUGGCAUGCCUAUGGGUCCUUCGGCCUACAAUCCUUAUUGGGGCAAUGGGAUGCCAAUUGGAAUGGAUGGAUUCAUGCCACAUUUAGCUGCUUCGAUGCCAUAUAUGGGUUAUGCUCCUACUCCCUUUGAUGUUCCUUUUGGGGGAAUCUUACCGCAUGAUCCAUAUGCAGCACAGGGCUACAUGAUGCCUGGCUUUCCUCAGAGGGAUCUUGCUGAGCUAGGGAUGAAUGGAUUUGCCAUGAAUCAAGGUCCUCCACUUAUGAGCCGUGAGGGGUAUGAAGCUAGGAAAGCUGAAAUGAGGAGAAAGCGUGAAAUGGAUCGAGCGGAGAGAUUAGGUGAAAGAUAUGAUGUUGGUGGCAGGAGAGAGAAAAUGGCUUUGGGAAAGGAGAGCAACAGCAAUGUUGAAGCUGCUCCCUUGCUGAAGAAGAAGGCUAAGCCUAGAUUGAGAUCAGAGGCAGCCAGCAUCGACCGGCUCGACCGGGAUGAUAGACCGGAGAAGCAGACAAACAUGGACCACAUGGACCGUGAAGAGAAAAUCGUCCGAAAACGCGCCCGCCGGCGAGCCGUCGGCCGGCGGCGAUGUUCCUUCCAAGCCGGAGCGGAAGCAGAAGGGCAGCGUGUUCUCUCGAAUCAGCUUUCCGGCGGAGGCCGGCAGGCGGAUAGAGGAGGAGCCGGUAAGCGGAAGAAGACCUCGCCGGAACCCCCCAACGGCUUAAAGGAUCAGCAUGAACGGGAAAGAGACCGGCCGAUCGCCAACGGUUACCCUAGUUCAUCGGCCGGCCGAAGGAGCGGCGGAGGAGGAUACGAGCAUGAGUCGAGCGAUGAGGAGCGGCACUUCAAGCGGAGGUCGUCGGCGCGGCGGGAGUCGGAGGAGGAAGAAGCCGCCGCCCGGGGGCCGCUUAAUAGUAGGGGGGUAUCGAGGGAGCGUGAUCACCGCGUGAACGAUGUCAAGCGUAGAUGAGAUCGUGGCCGUACGUCGUUGAUCGGACGUACGGAAAGACGACGUCUGGCCCCGUUUCGGAGGUCUCUUAUAUUGGGAUGAGUUGAGAUGGAAUUUCUGUUAGAUAGGUGUUUGUGACUUUAAAAAAAUCUAUUGCGAGUUUUAGUUUGAAAUGUAAAAUAAAAUUGGAGUUAUUAAACUGUUGUGUAAUGAAUUUUUCUUGUUUUUUU